Callithrix jacchus (white-tufted-ear marmoset) is the source of this 3089-nucleotide messenger RNA. NCBI's taxonomy places the organism in Eukaryota, Metazoa, Chordata, Mammalia, Primates, Cebidae. The record is from RefSeq and is a predicted model, not a curated record.
AAGCUGACCAUCCUAUAACCUCAAUGACCCUUCAGAGUUCAUGAUAGAUUGUUGUAUAUAGUAAAGUCUAUGUCUAAAAGAGAGAAAGAACAUGUGAAAGGGAGAGAGAGGUGACAGAGUCUCCUCCAAAAUGGUCAUCCAAAUUGGAAAGUUACUCUUCAGAAGAGAACCAGAGUCUGGCUAAUUGGAUGGCUGACAGGAUCAUAAGAAAGGACAUUAACAUUUGUAAGGUGACACCCAUGUGCCCAGCAGUGGUCUCCAGGUGAAGAAACCAAGGCCCAGGCAACUCAGGUAAUUUCUCUAGGUACCCAACUAGUCAUUUAUGAUAGAAAACAAUGACUAACUACAAAUCCUUCUCUUUUUUUCUUUUGAGAUGGCGUCUUGCUCUGUUGCCCAGACUGGAGUGCAGUGGCAUAAUCUCAGCUCACUUCAGCCUCCACCUCCUGGGUUCCAGUGAUUCUCCUGCCUCAGCCUCCUGGCUAGCUGAAAUUACAGGUGCACGCCACCACACCUGGCUAAUUUUUGUAUUUUUAGUAGAGAUGGUGUUUCACCAUGUCGGCCAGGCUGGUCUUGAACUCCUGACCUCAGGUGAGCUGCCCGCCUCAGCCUCCUAAAGUGCUGGGAUUAUAGGCAUGAGCCACUGCACCCAGCCCAAAUCCCUUUUAAUAAUAAAACACUAGACACUCCUGGACCAAGAAUGUGAGAAUUUAUUAUUUGAGCAACUUGUAUUUUUAUCCCAGGAGCAAUGAAACAAUCCUUGAGACUGGAAAAGGCUGAAGCUGUAUUUUUUUUUUUAACUUGUACACAGUACAGUUUCAAACAAAAGUGGGGCAACUUUAUACCUUAUUAAAACUGUGGUGAACACAGCAUGUUUGGUUUCACCUUGUCUUCAUAGGAUCUUCUGGCUGUUUCCUUCUCUGGAUGAGUCCCUGAGAAUUUCUAGAAUCUGGGGAGAGCAAGGGAGGGUCUGGAGCCUUCUCUAUAUACAAGAAAAUCCCAGUUUUGUUAAAAACUUGCCAAAGGCUUGGUGAUGUAACUCCAAGGACAAAUCCACAUAUUCCCUUCAGGUACUGCUUUGGGAUUCUGUGAAGAAUUGUGGCUCUACACUAGGAUGUUUAAUAGGAAGGAAGCUCCUUCCUUUAUGACAUCACCAGACAUCACAUUACAGAGCAGUAGCUAAGGAGACUAUUUGAGACACUCAUAGAACAACAGCCAAUUUUGUAGAUGCCCAAGAAGAGCAGCUUUAAAACAGGAUAAAUAUUCAGGCAUCAUUAGGCUCCUGAAUACAAGCCAGCCGGUAAAAUAUGGGAUCUACUCUGAAAGGCACAACUGUCAAGACAAAUAAACCUGGGGCCAAGGUAUCGGUUUCAGCACAGAGAGGGUCUGAGGUUACUACUAACACAUUCCCUCAGCGGGGACAUGGGUACAUUCUUACCUCAAGCCAUCGAAGUGCUGCAGUCUCCCUGAACCCUUCCCACCAAAGAUCAGAAGCUGCACAUCCCUCCACUCUCCAUUCGGCAUCAGACUAUCCUAGAUCUGUCUCCCCGGAGUUAGGGCCUGGAUGCUAUGCGGUACCCACCCCUCAGGGAACCGAGACUGGACCAAGAACAGAAUCAUCCCACCAUUCCUCUCCUCAUCCAAAGAGCCAGCGAACUCAGACACUGGCUUCCCAUGCUUCAAGCAGACAACUGAAUGUUAGUCCACCCAGAGAGGAAGCAACACGAAGAGGCGGUGAGAGCAAGUCAGGGCACAAGGUUGGCCAUCAUGCCUCAUCGAUCCCAGAUGGCAAAUCUUCUCGUCGAUUGAGUUUUCAAGACCAGAAGGAUAACUUGCAAUCACAAAUCUUACAAGAUGACCCACCAUCCAAGGUCCAGAACCCCCAAGGAGUCAGAGUUCCCCGCAGGAUUUUGUCUUACCCAAAGGAUGAAGCUGUACAAACUGAACCCAUCCAAAGGAUUAUGACUACUACUAAGAUCAGAUCUCCAAGGAGUCCUUCUCUCCCAGAGCACAGAAGCAGCAGUGUCUCUGCAGACCAUCAGACAGCCAGGAGAAGGGUCCCUGUAGAAGAAUCAGAAACAGAUCCUUAUGGGUCAAUUCCUUUGGAACCCAAGGCCUCGUAUAGAAAUAUGAACUUGGACUCAUCACGCAAACUCUCUGUCCUUCGAGAUUCUGAUGGGGUACACCAAGUUUCUGCAUGGGUAGACCCUGAGUCUCUUCACAACUAUUCUGUCUACCCCGAAAGCAAGCCCUCCACAAAGGUCUUAGUAUCAUCACAGGUGGAAUCCAACGUGAGGGCCCCAAUUCGAGGAAACAGCAAGGUUGGCCGCAGGGUCACCCUCUCCCCAGAGGUAGAGUCAGUAGAGCCAACUCACCAUGUGACAGCUCUAUCAGUGUCUGAGGACUCCAACAAAUCAUCCAUGUUUGUCACUCCAGAGCCCACCUAUAAACAGCAAACCCAAAAACCCCUGGAAACUACCUACAUGUCCAAAGGACCCACACCCAGGUAUCCAGAACUCUCGCAAAAGUCCUCCAUCCAUGCAGAAUUGGAACUGACCCUUCAGCCCUUGCCUCCUCGGUCCUUACCUAGGUAUGGGCCUGGCUCCUCAUGGUGGGCCUUGCUGAAUCCUGAAGUUGGAAUACCCCGCAGUUGGCCAAAAACACCUGAUUUUGAGCGUAAGUGUUCUCCUUCCCUAGAUCCUUUAUUGUCCUGUUUUAAAAUAGACUCUAGCCCUUUAUUUGAGGAUCUGAAGUUCCAGAGAGAGAAGGCAAGCCCAUCACCACCACCAUCACCAAAGGAGUCUCCAAGUGGGGCACCACUGAGUGAAGUGCCACAGACCCCCAAGCGUGCCUGCAAACAACCCAUUCAAUGGUUUAGUGCUUUCUUCCUGGGGAGAAGAAAAGCAACCAUCCCUCUGUUGCUUUCAGAUGUCUCUGAGGAAAUGAACAAUCGUGUCAUCUGGUGGCUGAAAGGUCUGUACUUUUCCCUCCUGUGGGCCUGUUGUGGGAGCUUGGGAGAUGGGAGGGCAGGUGGAUGGCAUCUAUGUGUCUACAGAGCUGGGUCAUUUAGGAGAUAAAUGCUGGGAUUUUGA